AUGAAGGACUCUUUUGGCAUUGACGUUCUGCAUCAGCACGACCAACAUUGCUCUGCGCAAGCAUCAGUGCAGUCAUCUCUUUACCAUCAAGAGGGUGUGGCCAGUCACGCGGUGGAUGGCAAUAGGGACGGAAACUACGGCAAUUGGUCAUGCACACAUACAAAUGCGGAGACCAAUCCCUGGUGGAGAGUGGACCUUGGGGCGAGUCAUCGUGUCGCUCAGGUCUUCAUUGUUGCCAGGUCUGAUUGCUGCGGGGACAAACAGGAGUUGAGAAACAUCGUGAUCCACGUAGGCGAUAGCCUGGCGAACAACGGCAACACCAAUGCUCGAUGCGGGGGAGCUUACACUAUCCCCCAGGGAAAGAAUUUGACCAUCACCUGCUCGCCCGCGCUCCAAGGGCGAUACGUCAGUAUCAUGUUACCUGGGGCGAAACAGAUUCUCACUCUGUGCGAGGUUGAAGUGUAUCCGUGUAACCAAUGAGUUCAAAUGUAAAAUACCAUUAAAGCCAUGUCCUUAAUAUAAGAUAGUAUUAGGGCUACGUCGCAGCCCUCAGUUUGAUAAACUCUCUUCUAAAAUUAAUAAAAGCAGCAACAAAAAUUUA
This is a messenger RNA of Nematostella vectensis (starlet sea anemone), 601 nucleotides long. RefSeq names its product fucolectin. The record is from RefSeq and is a predicted model, not a curated record. The transcript is spliced from 3 exons. NCBI's taxonomy places the organism in Eukaryota, Metazoa, Cnidaria, Anthozoa, Actiniaria, Edwardsiidae. Bases 1 to 480 code for a protein of 159 amino acids.